UUUCCAUUUUCUCCCCUGGAGGUUCUUUUGUAAACCUCCCCCCCCUUUAUGUUCGCCCAGCCCUCCACCCGCUUCUGAGUAGUGGGGGAGGGUUUAGGCCUCCAGGUUCCCGCCCCACCGGGGCCCGGGCGAACAUGGGGGGCAAGCAGAGCACGGCGGCCCGCUCUCGGGGCCCCUUCCCGGGGGUCUCUACUGAUGACAGCGCCGUGCCCCCGCCGGGAGGAGCGCCCCAUUUUGGGCACUACCGGACGGGCGGCGGGGCUAUGGGGCUGCGCAGCCGCUCGGUCAGCUCGGUGGCGGGCAUGGGCAUGGACCCCAGCACGGCCGGAGGGGUGCCCUUUGGCCUCUACACCCCCGCCUCCCGCGGGACCGGCGACUCGGAGAGGGCGCCGGGCGGCGGAGGGUCCACGUCGGACUCCACCUAUGCUCACGGCAAUGGUUACCAGGAGACAGGCGGCGGUCACCAUAGAGACGGGAUGCUGUACCUGGGCUCCCGAGCCUCGCUGGCGGAUGCUCUACCUCUGCACAUCGCACCCAGGUGGUUCAGCUCGCACAGUGGUUUCAAGUGCCCCAUUUGCUCCAAGUCUGUGGCUUCCGAUGAGAUGGAAAUGCACUUUAUAAUGUGUCUGAGCAAACCUCGCCUCUCCUACAAUGAUGACGUGCUGACUAAAGAUGCAGGCGAGUGUGUGAUCUGCCUGGAAGAACUGCUGCAGGGCGACACGAUAGCCAGGCUGCCUUGCCUGUGCAUCUAUCACAAAAGCUGCAUAGACUCCUGGUUUGAAGUGAACAGAUCUUGUCCAGAGCACCCUGCUGACUGACCCUGCUGGGCUGGCUUGCUGACUCCUCUCAAAGGUUUAUUUUAUUUAUUCCAAGUAAAUGCCCAGACCAGCUGACGGUGUCAGGCAAACCAGGGACAUUUGCUCUUUUUACCUUCACCUCAAAUCUGAUGACAAGGGGAGAAGACAAAGCAAGGGUGAGAGUGAGGCAGGGGAUUGGACCCUGGCUUCCGGAUGCAGGUCCAAAUUGCCAGCAUGAGGGGCCUUCCUGGACUGAACCAGAUACCCCAGCCGACCAGCCUGCCCUCGGGGACACGCUGCGCUGCUGCUGCUGCCACCGUGAGAUGCAGCACCAGUUCCCGGAUGGACGGACGGACGGACGGAGCUCGACUGACUUCUUCUGACCCACACAGGGACAGACAGCCCUGGUCCUGGGAGGAGGCUCCUCGGACACUGGACAGAGCUGAGCUCGGGACACCAGAGGGAACAGGGCACCCCUUCUGCACUGACUUCCAGAAAUUGGUCCUCCUUCCUCCCUGAGGACACCUAACUGAUUGAGAGCGAGUCUGAGAGAAGAAUGAAUUGACCUCUAUCCUUCCCCUCACCUUCAACCCAGGAGGGAAAGGGCAUUUUCUUUUUCACCUUUGAAAGGCGUUGUGGGUCUGUCUUUAAAGUGUUUACAACAACAAAAAAAUUAUAUAAAAAAGUCUAGUGUCGA
This is a messenger RNA of Onychomys torridus (southern grasshopper mouse), 1494 nucleotides long. RefSeq names its product zinc and ring finger 1 (gene Znrf1). The transcript is spliced from 5 exons. Lineage: Eukaryota; Metazoa; Chordata; Mammalia; Rodentia; Cricetidae. The record is from RefSeq and is a predicted model, not a curated record. Bases 135 to 818 code for a protein of 227 amino acids.